AUGGCUUCAACAAAGAAGCAGCGGGCACGCCGCCAGACAGCGCCAUCAGGCCCACCGAGGGUACCAACCGAAAACGAGACCAAGCCAAUGCUCGAGUCGACGGCCGAAAUUCCACCCGAACCUACUACCAUACUUAAGUUCCAACUUCCCGAGUGGAAUAACGAGCUUGAAUUCUCACAGUGGAUUAAUGACGUCAAAGAUGAUUUAAUUGAGGAGAGCUACGCUUCAUACCAGAACUACCUGGAUGAGCUCCGACAAACAAGAGAUGACCUCGAUAGACUUAUAUUGGUGAACUGUUCGCUAGUUGACACCCUGUCUCGCACGUCUGAGGAAUUCAAAGCCGUGGACCAGCAGACUUCGAAGCUCGAGAAACAAUGCGAAGGACUACAGUCUGCCCAGGAGCGAGACACAAAGCUUGUGAAAGGAAUUCAGAACAAUCUCCCUUACUACGACUUGUUGGACCCUGCAUCUCGCAGACUCAAUGCUCCCGGUGCGGGAAAUACUGUCCGCGAUAAGGAGUUUUCUAGUAUGCUGAGGCAAUUAGACGUGUGCUUGGAUUACAUGGAAACACACCCUGAGCAAAAGGAAGCAGAGACCUAUCGUGCCAGAUACCGGCUUCUAUUGACACGCGCCCUCACCCUGAUCCGUGGCAACUUUGUGACUGCACUUCGAGAAAUCUAUCAGAGCGUCUCGAAGCAAAUUUCAGAUCAAUCUUUGAAUGAUACAGCUCUUUCAGGCUUGCUUUACGCCAAAUUUCGAGUCGGAGCACCGGAAUUGAAAUUGAUCGGAAUUGAAAUCCAAAAGAGAGCCGUCCCUCCGGUCAACCCGAAUCAGAACAACGAAGCAGAGUAUCAAAGUUUGAUGAAUGAGCUGCAUAACAAUUACGCAGCCACUCGCACACGACUCAUUAUUCCGCUUGCCCGCAAAAAACUUAAUGAGAUCAUGCAAACACCCAGUUCGUCGAAAAGCCUGUUAUCGUUUGCUCAGGCCAGCAUCAGCUACAUCCGCGGAAUCUGCUUGGACGAAUACGACCUGUGGGGUGAAUGGUUCCAUGGGAAUGGUGGAUUGUAUGAUUUCCUUGAAACAAUUUGCGAGCCACUAUAUGACCAUCUUCGCCCCCGCAUUAUUCAUGAGACCGAUAUUGUCAGUCUCUGCCAACUGUGCACACUACUUCAAACACGGUACUUCGUGGAUCCUGAAGAUGAAUCCGAACAAACAGAUGCAGCCCACCUCGACUUCUCCACCUUAAUUCAACCUGCUCUGCAAGAUGUCCAAACUCGGUUGGUCUUCCGCGCCCAAGCGGUCCUACGUGAUGAGAUCGAACAAUACAAGCCCCGUCCAGAAGACAUAGAUUACCCUAUGCAUAGUCACCAGGUAUCAUUGAAUGUGACUGACACUCGAAUCACAAGUCAAAAAAACACCACAACAGAAUCUACGGUUGACUCGACCAAAACUGCCAAGGAGGGUGACGAAGUCACCCAAGAGAAGGAUGUGAAAUGGGAUUUCGAGACCCAAACAGUGCUGAAAGGGUGGUAUCCAACCUUGCGGAAAGCUAUUUGGCUUCUCAGUCGGAUUUACCGCCUUGUAAAUUCCACUGUGUUCGACGAUCUCGCGCACCAGAUCGUCCAUCAGACCACAUUGUCUCUCCACAAUGCUAGCAACUUGAUCGCUGGCAAAUCUAACCCUGACGAUGGCAAACUCUUCCUGAUGAGUCACCUCCUCAUUCUCAAGCAACAGAUUGUCGCAUUUGACAUUGAAUAUGUCGCUCCAGAAGUCUCAUUGGACUUUUCCGGUGUGACCAACACGUUUUGGGAACUGCGGGAACGUGGAGGCCUCUUUAACCCUCGGAAUUUGAUGCGCCUCGUCGGUCAUGGUCUCCUCCCGCGUGUAGUGGAGAACAUGCUCGACGCCAAAGUGGAACUGGAUGGCCGCUUGCGAACGGUUAUCAACGAUUUCAUUAACUCAUUUGCCGCUCGCAUGACGGCAUCAUUGCCUACUAAAUUUGUCGAUAGCAGAAAUUUGCGACCUGGAGAACUUAUUCAUCCUUCAUGCCAUACCAUUGAAAAGGAAGUUCCAAAUCUUCGAAAGAAAUUGAACGAAUACAUUGAUGACACUCGUAUGAAAGAGACGCUUGUCGGUGCGGUACAAGAUCGCACUAUCCAGAUCUACGAGGAUUUCUUCGAAAAGUACACCUCAUCGGAGAAAGGAAAGCGUCCUCAUAACAUGAAGAAUAACAAGGGCCGUGAUGAUGCCCUCUGGGAUAUUCAGACUUUUGCCGACUGGUGUGAGGGUGUUUUCCGAGUUGGUGUGGCAGGUUAUCAGUCCGAACAGGUUGAUCUAGCCGAGGAGGAAGAUGAUCUUUCGAGCACACGCUCUUAG
Molecule: messenger RNA, 2379 nt
Organism: Penicillium taxi
Lineage: Eukaryota; Fungi; Ascomycota; Eurotiomycetes; Eurotiales; Aspergillaceae
Product: Golgi transport complex subunit COG3
Exons: 4
Coding region: 1-2379 (792 amino acids)
Biological process (GO): cytoplasm to vacuole targeting by the Cvt pathway; intra-Golgi vesicle-mediated transport; Golgi organization
Cellular component (GO): COG complex; membrane; cis-Golgi network
Source: RefSeq, a predicted model, not a curated record